AUGAAAUCCUGCAAGCCAAACCCUAAGGAGACUCCCCCUGCAGAGGCUGGCUUCCCCUGCAGCAGUGAGGCAGGCUGUGCAGUGAAAGGCAGCUCUGAACGCCUGGAGAACGCCGCCAAGCGCAGGCUGGCUGCCAACGCCAGGGAAAGGAGAAGAAUGCAGGGGCUCAACAUGGCCUUUGACCAUCUGCGCAAAGUGGUCCCCCAGUGGGGUCAAGACAAAAAGCUCUCCAAGUAUGAGACUCUUCAGAUGGCGCUCAGUUACAUCAUGGCCCUGACAAGGAUCCUGGCCGAAGCCGAGAGGUUCAGCGCACAGAAAGGCUGGAUUAACUUUCAUGAGGGGCAUUUCCACGCUUGCACAAGUCAGAAGGCAGCUGCAGAGACCGAGCCCUAUGCUCCCAGACUUUUCCACUUCCAGCCUGAUCACUUCUAA
This is a messenger RNA of Pseudonaja textilis, 432 nucleotides long. The record is from RefSeq and is a predicted model, not a curated record. Lineage: Eukaryota; Metazoa; Chordata; Lepidosauria; Squamata; Elapidae.